GGGGCAAGCACACUCGUUUGGGGUCAUCCUUGGUUGCCUGAUAAUGGUCAUCCGAUGAUUUGUUCCUUUAUGCCGGACCAUCUUUGCGGUACUACAGUUAAUUGCUUGAUAGACCCAGCCUCGGGUGAUUGGGACCUUCACCUAUUAUGGGAUUUGUUCUCGGCAGAUGAGGUUAAUCGCAUUUUGCGUAUCCCCAUUAGUCCGAACUAUGAAGAUGAUUGGGUUUGGCGUGAAGACCCGAAGGGAUGCUAUUCGGUUAAAAGUGGAUACAGAACUCUAAUGGGAGAAGAAAGUGCCUACUCAUUGGGCUUCACUGCUUGGUCCAGGUUUUGGAGCUUGAAAGUUCUCCCUAAAUGGAGGUCCUUUAUCUGGAGAGCCGCUAGGGAUGUUCUUCCUACCACCACCAAUCUUUGUGCUAGGAAAGUUAUUGUGGAUCCUUUAUGUUCUAUUUGCGGUGUGUAUGUGGUGACUGUCACGCAUUCCCUUGUCACUUGUGUUUAUGCUAGGCAGGUGUGGAGAGAAUCUGGAUUGUCAUUGCAUAAUGGGUCAGGAGUGGAUUUCCCACAGUGGUUACAAUCGGUGCUGAGCGCAUUAAACCAUGAGGAAGUAGAGCUGGCUAUUGGGGUUAUGCACGAGAUUUGGGAGGCACGAAAUUCAGUAGUCUGGGAGAAGAAAUUACCAACCCCUCGAGUCACUUGCACCUUGGCGCGGGUCAAAUUGGCAGCUUGGAAGUCAGCCCAAGUCCCUUCUCUUCUCCUUGAUAAUCGUCAGCAGUCGGAUGAAACUUCGCUCAGUUGCUUCCCUACCUGCUAUGUUGAUGCCAGCUUCUCACAUGCUUCUGGUUCAGGUACGUUUGGUGCUGUACUCUACUCUCAUAAUGGAGCUUUCUUGGGGGCUGUGAAUGGACCCCUCUCCCGCUGCUUGUGUCCGUUAUUGGCAGAGACGAUGGCUGCUAAAGAGGUGCUCAUUUGGUUAAAGUCUCGCGGGGUGACGUCUGUUCGGGUGCUUUCUGAUUGUGCAACCUUAUGUCACAACAUGGCAAAUCCUUGUAUGGAAGAGCGUUCUUAUAUUGGCAUCACUAGUUCGGACUGCAGGAAACUUAAACAAGGAUAUAAUAAUUGUUCCUUCAGUUUUAUUCCUCGAUCGUCUAAUUUUUGUGCUCAUUCUCUGGCUGCUGCUGCCUAUGGGCAAACUUCUAUUGUGUAUUGGGAUUCUUCCCCUCCUGACUUUGUACCUCUUCAAAUUUAAUAUAGUUUGCUUGUUUUCAAAAAAAAAAUCUACUAUCCACCUAGAAGAACAUAGUCUAAUAGUACAUCUUUAAAAAGAAAUAAGAAAAGAAGAAAGAGAAUCCAUUUACUUUUGGGUUUUAACGUCUUCGUGUUCAUCUUAAAUAAUUUACUCUGAGGAUA
This is a messenger RNA of Cuscuta campestris, 1409 nucleotides long. The record is from the annotation of a GenBank genome assembly. NCBI's taxonomy places the organism in Eukaryota, Viridiplantae, Streptophyta, Magnoliopsida, Solanales, Convolvulaceae.